GGAGUUGAAGACCACACAUCUUCAUGCGUCCAAGGUUGAUAAGCACUGUUCUACACCAUUUCUGGCAGUCUCUUCUUGAAAGCUUCCAGUGGUGAAGCUCCCACAACUUCUGAAGGCAACCUGUUGAUUGUUUUCACUGUCAGAAAAUUUAUCCUUAUUUCUAGGUUGAAUCUCUCAAAAUAUAUGAUCUGUGCCCAUUGUGUGCAAUGCGACUUAUUUCCCAGAAUUUCUUCCUGUGGAGGCUUGUUGCUGAUGAUCUUCACAAAAACAUCAAGAAGCAUUUAAUUUAACAAAGUACGCAUUGGAAUAACCUCCUCUACGUGUACCCAUACUUUUCCAGAAAACUGGAAGGCACCAGGUUGGGAAUGGCUGUAAUAAAGCAGAGAUUUGGAACUGAAGCUUCCUCUGUGAAUCUUAAAAUGAAUCUUAAAAUGGAUCAACUUUUUAAAACAGGAAAAAUAGUACUGCCUUGUUUGGCUAAUUGGGUCAUGUGCUGCCAAAGGCAGAGUUACAGGUCUUACUGCAAUUUUCAUAAAAAACAAAAGCUUUUUCCACAAAUGAAUCUGCGGGAUGACACUGAAGCAUUCCAGGAGAGCAGAUCUGGAGAACCAAUGUGUAAAAGCCAAACAUUGAUGUUACAAACUGGAUUGAUUUGUCCUGCCAAUCCCGGAUGCUAUUACUAUAUGCCUUAUACUGUCCGAGCAAUGGAGAAGCUUAUCAAAGUUUUAGACCAAGAAAUGCAAGCCAUAGGUGGACAAAAAAUAAACAUGCCAACGCUAUGUUCAGGAAAGCUCUGGAAAGCCAGUGGGAGAUGGGACCUGAUGGGCAAAGAGCUUCUGCGAGUGACUGACAGGCAUAGUCAAGAAUAUUGUUUAGGGCCUACCCAUGAGGAGGCCAUCACAGACUUAGUAGCUUCUCAAGGCUCCUUGUCUUACAAACAGCUUCCUCUUUUGUUGUAUCAGGUGACAAGGAAGUUUCGAGAUGAGCCGAGACCUCGUUUUGGGUUACUCCGUGGCCGAGAGUUCUAUAUGAAGGAUAUGUAUAGCUUUGAUGUCUCUGAGGAGGCUGCCCUCCAGACCUAUUCCCUGGUGUGCAAAGCUUACUGCAACAUAUUCAGCCGGUUGGGGCUUCAGUUUCUGAAAGUCCAAGGAGCAACAGGAAGCAUCGGAGGGACAUUGUCUCAUGAAUUCCAGCUACCUUCCGAUGUCGGUGAGGACCGAUUGGCGAUGUGUACCAGCUGUGACUUUUCAGCCAAUCUAGAGAUAGUAAAGUCAGAUGAGAUGCGUUGCCCUGCUUGCAAAGGAGAACUGGUUGAGAAGAAAGGGAUUGAAGUAGGCCACACAUUCUUCUUGGGAACUAAAUAUUCUUCUGUUUUCAAAACUACUGUCCAAACUGCUGACAAUGUGCCCGUUCUAGCUGAAAUGGGAUGUUAUGGGUUGGGUGUCACCCGCAUCCUUGCGGCCUCCAUUGAGUUGCUUUCAACAGAGAAUGCCAUUCGUUGGCCAAACCUCAUAGCACCCUAUCAGGUUUGCCUUAUCCCUCCCAAAAGUGGCAGUAAGGCACACAAAGCAACAGAAAUCAUAGAGGAUUUACACAGGUGUGUUGCUGAAGCCAUACCCCAACUUAAAGAAGAACUUGUGCUGGAUGACCGGACUCAGUUCACCAUUGGCAAAAGAUUAAAAGACGCUGACAAACUUGGCUAUCCUUUUGUUAUAAUAUGUGGGAAGAAGGCUUUGGAUGACCCUCCUCUCUUCGAAGUGUGCAACCAAAACACGAGUGAAACCCUAUUCCUUACCAAAGAGGCCACAAUUGACUUGCUACGUAAAGUCCACGUUCCCUGAAGCCUGGAUUGUGGGUGGUGGCAGUUCUAAAAUAUUAAAACUUUGUCAUAUCAAAACAUAAUAA
Messenger RNA from Pantherophis guttatus, 1905 nucleotides. The record is from RefSeq and is a predicted model, not a curated record. Lineage: Eukaryota; Metazoa; Chordata; Lepidosauria; Squamata; Colubridae.